AUUGAAAUGGGCGGCCCUAUUUUUAUCUGGCUGGCCAACGUGGAUGUGUAUAAAUACAAUUUAUAAUAUCUUAGUAAAUCUAAGAGUAGUGGACUAGUUUGCUAAUCAUGAGUGAGAAUAAUAAUACGAAGUGGGUUGUCUUCAUAGCUUUGAUUAUCGAUUUAAUAUCAUUUACUGUGAUACUACCUCUAUUUCCGUCGAUUUUGCGGCAAUAUGCUCAAAAUAAACAGGAUACCUUCUACUCUCUCGUUCAAGGAACUGUCCACCAAUUCCGUCAACUUGUUGGAGCUCCAGAUACUCCAAGAUGGAAUUCUGUACUCUUUGGGGGACUCUUAGGGUCAAUUUUCUCAUUGAUGCAAUUCCUAUCCUCUCCAUUAAUUGGAGCUCUUUCAGACGUCUAUGGCAGGAAGAGAGUUCUUCUCUUGACUAUGUUUGUCAACGCGUUUUCCUAUCUUAUUUGGGCAAUAAGCGAUAAUUUCACUUUGUUCGCAAUAGCAAGAAUACUAGCGGGAAUAAGUGAAAGCAACGCGAGUCUUAGUAUAGCAAUAAUGACAGAUAUCACGAAUAAGGAGAACAGAGGAAAAGCAAUGGCUCUUAUUGGUAUUGCAUUCUCUAUUGGUUUUGUUGUAGGACCUAUCAUAGGAGCGUUUAUAACUACAUACAAAAGCGGCACAUCUUUCAUAUUCAGUCCAGCCUUGUUUUGUUUAACAUUAAUUGGCAUAGAAAUGAUAUAUCUUAUAAUAUUCUUGAAAGAAAGUCUUCCGAAAGAAAAGAGGAGAAAAUCUGUUACAAGCGAAGCUUCCAAUCGUUUAUCACUUAUUAAUCCAUCCAGUCUCUUUAAUUUUUCACCCGUCAACGGCUUUAAACAGAGAGAUCGAGAUCUGUAUGAUAAUAUGCAACAAGGCAAAAUGUUCCUCUUUAUUGGUAUACUGAUGGCUUCUGUUCAAGGAGGCUAUACACGAAGAAUAAAACCGGGAAAAGAAAUUAAGACAGCAUCUUUUGCUGUUUUCCUACUUAUUCCGGCAUUUAUACUAAUAGCUUUUUCAUAUUCAUUGAUUCAAUUUUAUAUUGGGCUGAGCUUUUAUGCUAUUGCUUCGGCAGUGGUUGUACCUUGUCUAACGACAGUUACAACAAAAAUUGGUCAAGAAAAUCAAAAAGGAGCCAUUUUAGGUAUCCUACGAUCUCUGGGUUCAUUAGCUCGUGCAUCAGGACCUGUGUUUGCUUGUUCAGGUAAAUUUCAAUGUUCUGGUGUUUUGGGGCCGCAGUUUGCUAUGUUAUUGGAAGUAUAG
Dimorphilus gyrociliatus is the source of this 1289-nucleotide messenger RNA. The record is from the annotation of a GenBank genome assembly. NCBI's taxonomy places the organism in Eukaryota, Metazoa, Annelida, Polychaeta, Dinophilidae.